GGUGAGGGCAUGUGGUUUAGCUUGCACGUGUGGUACGCGAGUCGAGAUGACUAAAUGACCGGCUAUAACCAGUGUAUUCACCGGUCACCAUAUCUUUAAUAUUUUUAGAUUUUCCACCCGAAUCUUUCAACAAAUCUUUAAUUUCUACCCUUUUUUCUCUUUCUUAUUUUAUUUACCCAUUUUUCAUUUUUUUUCUCUCAAAGAAACAAAAACAAAACAAUCACUCACUCACAAGAAGGUAAACCAAACAAAAGAGAGAGUACGGGUUUCUUCGUCAUUCUCACGAAUUCGUGAAUUUUUUUUUGUUUUCGUCAUCUGGGUUUUCUCAAAUUCUCUUCCUUUUUAUCUUCUGAGAUUAUCUGGUUUGCAAAGUGCAAACCUUUUGUACUGGGUUCUUUGAUUUUUUUUUUUGUUCCUUGUCAUUAUUCUUCAUGAUUUCUCCUUUUUCUGUUUCUCGAAAUUUGUGGUUAUAAAAUUCACAUUUUUGAGAGCAGUUGGGCUUCUUCAAUCAUGUGUUUAUGAUGUUUUGUUUAUUAACAAGAGUUGAAUGAAUCUUCUUUUUGACCGUUGAAAAGAGAGAAAACAAAAUUAAAGCAAAAGGAAAGAGGAAGAAGAAGAAGAAGAAGAAGAAGAAGAAGAUUGUGUUGUUGUUUUAACGCUUCUUUGUUAGAUAAAGACAUGCUUUUCUAUCAAAGGCAUUAUUUUCCCAAAUGUUGUGAGUUUGAGAAGAAACGUCUCUAAAAAUUGGUUUUUUUUUUUUGUGAGAGAUUUUGUUUCUUUAGAUUCUUUGGAAAUGCCGAUGUUUCAGCCGUUAAAGAGAGAUGGGUUGAUAGGAUUUGAAGGUGGUGGUGAUGGGCAAGUCUUAGAUCUGGAUACAGCGGUGAAAGAUGGAGUUCUCGGUGGUGUUAAUGGUGGAGUUGUUGAUGAGAAAUUGGAUCUGAAGAAGAUGAUAAAGGAGCUAGAUUUACAAGAUAUACCUUCUGUUUUCAUUUGUCCUAUCUCGUUAGAGCCGAUGCAAGAUCCUGUGACCUUGUGUACUGGUCAAACCUAUGAAAGGUUAAACAUUCACAAAUGGUUUAACCUAGGUCACUUGACUUGUCCUACUACAAUGCAAGAGCUUUGGGAUGAUACGGUAACUCCUAAUAAAACUCUUCAUCAUUUGAUCUAUACUUGGUUCUCUCAGAAGUAUGUGUUGAUGAAGAAACGCUCUGAGGAUGUUCAAGGACGAGCUAUUGAGAUUUUGGGGACUUUGAAGAAAGCUAAAGGUCAAGCUAGGGUUCAUGCGUUGAGUGAGCUUAAGCAGAUUGUUGUUGCUCAUCUUAUGGCCAGGAAGACUGUUGUUGAAGAAGGAGGUGUCUCUGUGAUCUCUUCUCUUUUGGGUCCUUUUACUUCUCAUGCUGUUGGAUCUGAGGUUGUUGCUAUUCUUGUCAGUCUUGAUCUUGAUUCGGAUUCGAAAUCCGGGUUGAUGCAACCGGCUAAGGUUUCUUUGAUUGUUGAUAUGUUGAAUGAUGGAUCCAAUGAGACUAAAAUCAAUUGUGCGAGAUUGAUUAAAGGAUUGGUGGAAGAGAAGGGGUUUAGAGCAGAGCUGGUUUCGAGUCAUAGUUUGCUUGUUGGGUUAAUGAGAUUGGUUAAGGAUAAGAGACAUAGAAAUGGAGUUUCUCCUGCACUUGGGUUGCUUAAACCAAUUUCGGUUCAUAAACAAGUUCGAAACUUGAUGGUUAGCAUUGGAGCAGUGCCUCAGUUAGUCGAUAUCUUACCGUCUUUAGACCCGGAAUGUUUGGAGUUAGCUCUGUUUGUUCUUGAUGCUUUGUGUUCAGAUAUGGAAGGAAGAGUUGCUGUCAAAGACUCUGCAAACACGAUACCGUAUACCGUUAGGGUGCUGAUGAGGGUGUCUGAGAAUUGCACUAGCUACGCGCUGUCGAUUCUUUGGUCUGUCUGCAAAUUAGCUCCAGAAGAAUGUUCACCACUUGCUGUUGAGGUCGGUCUUGCUGCAAAGUUGUUACUCGUGAUCCAGAGCGGGUGUGAUGCAGCGUUGAAGCAGCGGUCAGCGGAGCUACUCAAGCUCUGUAGUCUACAUUAUUCAGACACCAUGUUUAUUUCCAAAUGCAAACUCACAAGGACAAUCCAAUAGCAAAAGUUUAUAUCUUUGAUCACAAGACACAUGAUUCAGCGGGGUUAUCCAUGAAAAGGUAAAUGUGCAUUGCGAAUCUGCCUCUGCCCCUGAUGUAUAUAUAGAUGAAGAGUUUGAAGAUUGAGCUAUUGGUUUUGGUGGUAACAAUUCAAAGGAAGAAGCAAUCCGCAGAUGGAAACACGGGGGAGAGGAAGAAACCGGGCGGGUGAGGGAUCGGUAUGUAAUGUUGUCAUGUUGGUUCGUUAUGCAAUAAGCAUUGGGAAUUAGAAAAAAUGUGUAAAGUUACUGCCUUUGGUUCAAUCAAAUUCAGAAGAAAAGGGAAAAAGAAGAAAGGAACCAUAUUAAGUCUCUUAUUGUUAACCUCUCGAUUUGGGUUCUUGUGAGAGGUUGUUUUGCUUUUUUGACCAUUCACAACAGAAAAAGAAAAGAAGCAAAAUCUUUUGACCUGAACUUGUAGAGCCUCUUUUAAGCUUUUGAAUCUUUUUUCUUCAUUCAAUGUUUUCUUUUAGCAUUACUUAAGAUUAUGAAAUUAGACAAUUGUCAUGA
Molecule: messenger RNA, 2677 nt
Organism: Arabidopsis lyrata subsp. lyrata
Lineage: Eukaryota; Viridiplantae; Streptophyta; Magnoliopsida; Brassicales; Brassicaceae
Product: U-box domain-containing protein 30
Exons: 1
Coding region: 794-2131 (445 amino acids)
Biological process (GO): protein ubiquitination
Molecular function (GO): ubiquitin protein ligase activity
Source: RefSeq, a predicted model, not a curated record